Hordeum vulgare subsp. vulgare (domesticated barley) is the source of this 1631-nucleotide messenger RNA. Its product is annotated as RNA-binding protein 24-like. Bases 338 to 1249 code for a protein of 303 amino acids. The transcript is spliced from 6 exons. Gene Ontology annotation, molecular function: RNA binding. The record is from RefSeq and is a predicted model, not a curated record. Lineage: Eukaryota; Viridiplantae; Streptophyta; Magnoliopsida; Poales; Poaceae.
CCUCCUCCCUCCCCCUCCCUCCCUCCCAUCUCCACCGGCCACCCCAAUUGCAACUGCCGACUGAUCAGAAUCCUUCUCCACCACCGCUUCUGAUCAUUAAGCCAGCACAUCACAGCGAGCUCGGUUAUAUAUGGCAGUGCGCCCCGCCACUGCCUAGGCAGCCACACAGAGCACAGCAAGAGCGCGCGCGCGCACUGAGGGCGGCGCGCCGGAAUUAACCAGCCAGUUCAACCGUGCGCGCAACCUGGUUCACCGAGGGCUAGCAAGAUCGCCCUCCACGGAGGCAAGCUUCCUUGUUGCGUCGACUCGGAGCAAGGCGGGCGGGCGGGGGGGCGUGAUGGCGGCGGCGUCGUCGUCGACGGCGUCUGCGUACCGGUCGCGGUUCGGCGACACGACGCAGACCAAGGUGUUCGUGGGCGGGCUGGCGUGGGAGACGCCGUCGGAGGGGCUCCGGCAGCACUUCGAGCAGUACGGCGACAUCCUGGAGGCCGUGGUCAUCACGGACCGCCUCACCGGCCGCUCCAAGGGCUACGGAUUCGUGACGUUCCGGGAGGCGGAGGCGGCGCGCCGGGCGGUGGAGGACCCGAACCCGACGAUCACCGGGCGGCGCGCCAACUGCAACAUUGCCUCGUUGGGCCCGCCACGGCCCGCCCAGCCUCGAGGCAGGCCGUCGCCCGGGGGCUACUGGCAGCAGGGCCCGCAAUACUACAUCGCCAGCCCCAGGGCUCAUCCGCAGCAGCAGCAGCAGCAGCAGCAGCAGAUGGGCCUGAUGCUCAGCCCUGGCCAUGGCCCGGCGAUCUACCACCACCACCACCCUUCGCAGCAAUACGGAUACGGGUACUGGUGCCCACCUGACUAUCAAUACCAACAGGCCAUGAUGAGCCCUCAAGUGCUGCAGAACUACUAUGCUCAGCUGUAUGCCGGGCUGGCGUCGCCGACAGCGCCACCGCCCUACCAUCAGUACGUGGGGUACGUGCCGGCCCCGACGCCGAGGGCGGCCGUGCUCUCGCCGGUGGCGCAGCAGGUCGCGGCGGGGCAGCCGUAUGUGCCGCAUCCGGCGGCGGCGGCGCAGAUGCAGGGCUUCUCCAUGCAGGUGCCCUCUCUUCCGCACAACUUCGCGCUGCAGCUGCCCUCUCAUGCAGUCUCACUGCUGCCUCCCAACGCCACCGAUAUGCAGUCGGCUGGUGGCCAGGCCUCCUCUGCAGCGGCGCCAACGAACGCGAACAACGCUCAGCAGCAGGGCGCCUGAUGGCGCAUGCAUAUGCAGCUCAAGGCUGAGAAAAGGAGAUUCUGAUCGGUUCCAAACGCCUUCGAAACUGACUGCUUUCUGAUUAAAUCUUUCUAAUUAAAGUUAUUGUUCCCAUCUCGAUGGAUCUGGUGCGGACGAAGUUAUUAAUGGUCUGUAACAGUCUCUCAGGAUGCUUUGACUAGAAAAGACAAACCAUAAACAUUUCUUCCUUUCGUAGUUCGUGGAUUUCUUUUUAAGUUUUGACAAGUAUUCGCCGCAACAAGUUUCAUAACUUCUUCCAUUAUUAGAGGAAACAAGUCGAAAGUGUUCUUCUCACACCAAGCUCACAUGAGCGUGGAUGAACAGUGAUUUUUUUUUAAAAAGUGGAAGCAUUCAAAAUAAA